AUGGUUGAGUUUUUCAAUAGUGGUUUGGUAAUAAAAUUCUUGACACUGUGUGCCCUUGCUUGUUGCUUUAACAACGUUGUACCGGUGGCUGAGGCCCGAGUUCGAGUCUACAGAUGGGAGGUUAAAUACGAGUUUAAAUCGCCAGAUUGUUACAGGAAGCUCGCCAUAACUAUCAACGGCAAAACUCCCGGGCCGAGCAUUGUCGCACGGCAAGGCGACACCGUUGUCGUGGAGCUCAAGAACAGCUUGUCGACCGAAAAUGUGGCCAUCCAUUGGCAUGGGAUUAGACAGAUUGGUACACCGUGGAUGGAUGGAACAGAAGGGGUGACUCAAUGCCCAAUUCUGCCUGGUGACACUUUUGUGUAUAGAUUUGUUGUGGACAGACCUGGCACGUAUUUGUAUCAUGCACAUUACGGUAUGCAGAGGGAAGCCGGUUUGUACGGCUCGAUUCGUGUAUCCCCGCGUGAUGGCGAAACCGAGCCGUUUACUUACGAUUACGACCGAAGCAUCAUCCUCACCGACUGGUAUCACAGGAGCGCUUACGAACAAGCUACAGGCCUAUCCUCCAUCCCCUUCGUUUGGGUUGGAGAACCCCAGUCAAUCCUGAUUCAAGGCAAGGGAAAAUUCAAUUGCAGCACACCAGGCAUCGAGGCCGCGCGGUGCAACGCGAGCAACCCCGAGUGCGUACCCUACGCUCUAACUAUCGUACCCAGCAAAACGUACCGUCUUCGGAUCGGUAGCCUCACGGCACUCUCAGCCCUGAGCUUCGAGAUCGAGGGCCACAACAUGACGGUAGUCGAAGCCGACGGACACUACGUAGACCCAUUCGUCGUCACCAACCUCUUCAUCUACUCGGGCGAGACCUACUCCGUCCUCGUCACGGCCAACCAAGACCCGUCCCGAAACUACUGGGCCACCGCCAAAAUCGUGAGCCGUAACAGCUCCACACCCGCCGGCCUCGCCAUUUUCAACUACUACCCGAACCACCCCCGCCGGCCGCCCCCCACGAUCCCUCCCCUCGGGCCCGCCUGGAACGACGUAGAUCCCAGGCUGGCUCAGAGCGUGGCCACACGGGCCCACCCGGCACACGUCCACACGCCGCCACGCGCCGCGGACCGGACGAUCGUGAUGCUCAACACACAGAACAGGGUGGACGGGCGAGUUAGGUGGUCGGUCAACAACGUGUCCUUCAACCUCCCGCACACGCCUUACCUAAUCGCCUACAAGCACGGUUUGCUGGGCGGGGUGGACAGGCGGGCCCCACCGGACGGUUACGACUCGGCGAAUUACGAUAUUUAUAGUGUGGCGAGGAACGUGAACGCGACGGUUAGCAAUGCGGCAUAUAGGUUGAGGUUCAACUCGACGGUGGAUGUUGUGCUGCAGAAUGCCAACACGAUGAGCGUGAACAACAGCGAGACGCACCCGUGGCAUCUGCACGGGCAUGACUUCUGGGUGGUGGGUUACGGGAGGGGUAAGUUUGAUCCCGAGAGGGAUCCGAUGGGUUAUAAUCUGGUGGACCCGAUAAUGAAGAACACGGUGGCGGUGCACCCGUACGGAUGGACGGCGAUGAGGUUCAGGGCGGAUAACCCGGGAGUGUGGGCGUUCCAUUGCCAUAUAGAGUCGCAUUUCUAUAUGGGUAUGGGUGUGGUGUUCGAGUCCGGGGUUGAGAGGGUGGGAAAGUUGCCGGAGUCUAUUAUGGGAUGUGGGGAAGCGAGGAUUGUUAAUCAUAGUAGGCCAUGA
Messenger RNA from Striga hermonthica, 1740 nucleotides. Lineage: Eukaryota; Viridiplantae; Streptophyta; Magnoliopsida; Lamiales; Orobanchaceae. The record is from the annotation of a GenBank genome assembly.